Molecule: messenger RNA, 1141 nt
Organism: Aspergillus nidulans FGSC A4
Lineage: Eukaryota; Fungi; Ascomycota; Eurotiomycetes; Eurotiales; Aspergillaceae
Exons: 1
Coding region: 553-900 (115 amino acids)
Source: RefSeq, a predicted model, not a curated record
UUCUGCCUCUUGCCCUACUUUGACCUCUAUAUACUUACCUCCAUCCCCCCCAGUUAUCGACCUCCAUUUUUCAAUUGAUAAUCCAUCCUGCACUUGGUAUAAGUCUAUCCAUACACGUAUAUUCUCAAGGGUCCUCGCAAAGGGUCUCUCCGCUUACCCAUCAUUUUGAUUUUAUCCUCGCGCUCUCAGUGGUAUCGGGAACUCAGCACAAGAACCCUGAGGAUCGGCAUCCCGAUCUAUACGAACGACUAGUGAGUCGACUUGAGAAUCAAGAACACCACAAGUCUCUGUUUUGAAACCAAUUCUGCGCUCCUCGACCUGCUGCACAUAUCCAUUUAUCGUCUACUGAGGGGCACUACUAUCCGCGUUGUCCCCGGAAGCCAGCGGAGUUUGCGCACACUUAGCCGAUCGCCAAACCCACGACGUCAGCGGCGCCCAAACGAGCAAAAGAAAUCCUGCGGGACAACACAACGCUCGAGAAAAAAGCAAAAAAAGAGAAAAGAAAUUAUAUCCACUAUAUAUAUUCUAUAUCCUGAAGAAGGGCAGAAGAAAAUGUGCCGCCAAUACCUUACCUUGUACAACUGGUGCCAAUGCGAAGAAGAUGCAGGCUAUCAAGCGUGUGGCGCUGGCCCAGAGGUUUGUCCCGGUACCGGCUUCGAGACCGUCACUAUGCACUGCUUCUGCAACAAGCACGCCACCAAGAAGUUUACCACUGAGAAGAAACAUGCAAAGCACCAGAGAAAGCAGAGCCGAGCUUCGCUCUCUUCAGUCAAUACAUCUGGCUCUGGCUCUUCGCGCAAUUCGAGGUACUCGAACGAGAGUCUAGUUCAGGAGAAGGAUACCCAACAAGGGUCCGUGACGCGGAGAAGGUGGUACCGGAGGUGGUCGGGAAUUUUCUAAUCUGAUCAGAUCAUUCUUUUCAUUUUUUUUUUCCCUUUUUUUUUUUUUCAUUCUUUUCAAUUUUUCAUUCAAUCCUUUUUUUUCUUUCCUAUGUGGACGGCAUUCUGAUAUCAGGGUUGUUGGUGUUUGGUGCCGCAAAGAGCGUUUGGGUUUGAAAGGCGUUCUUGGGUGGAAUAUUUGUCAUGACUAUCACGAUCAAUCUGACUAGACACAGUAGAAAGGACUUUUGAUUAUGCAUACC